Messenger RNA from Drosophila ficusphila, 4767 nucleotides. It is a transcript of the gene drosha, whose product is annotated as ribonuclease 3. Gene Ontology annotation, molecular function: double-stranded RNA binding; ribonuclease III activity. The coding region runs from base 108 to 4073 and encodes 1321 amino acids. Lineage: Eukaryota; Metazoa; Arthropoda; Insecta; Diptera; Drosophilidae. Gene Ontology annotation, biological process: primary miRNA processing; regulation of gene expression; rRNA processing. The transcript is spliced from 3 exons. The record is from RefSeq and is a predicted model, not a curated record. Gene Ontology annotation, cellular component: nucleus.
UGUAAACAAACCCAGAGAGUUGCCAGACUUACCAAGUCGCGGUGAAAAAUUGUGAAGAGAAAAAGUACACUCGCCGGUUUAAAAGGAUAUUCUUUUACAACUUUGCCAUGUACCAGCCGCCUUUACCACCGUCUCCCAUUCAGCCUCCUCCCCCGCCUCCACCACCUCCACCAGAGUCUGAGAACGGCCUGCUUCCACCCGGAAUAGGUAGUUCCUCGCACGCCUACCCAUCGAUUGAAACUCAGGAUGGUUCGAACUCUUUGGACUACGCAUAUCCGGAGACACCAGCACUCCAUGCCAACGCUAUGCCUAGCUAUGACCCCUAUCAUCAACAGGCAUCCUACAUAUAUGAUGGCUACGGAUACCUGGACCCGGCACAAAAGUAUUAUGGCCCUGACCAAUCUUACCAGUAUCAGACAUCAGGCCCAUCAUCAUAUCCGUAUGAUAACUACAAACAACCAGAACGCUAUCCCGCGUAUCCAUCCAGCUACCGUCCACCUUCCGAAAGGGAGAGGUACCACUCCUAUGGUUCUGGUCAAGGCUAUCACCAUUAUCCCGGUUACAGCUCGGGAAAGCGAUACGAGCAACGAUAUGGACAGAACCAACGGCAGCCUCCAGAGCAACGAUACGCUCAGGAACCUCGACAUGGUCAUGGUCAGUACGCCCACAGGCCGCCGAGGGGAUCCUCCCACGGCCCCUAUGGAUCUUCAACCAGGAGUGAGGAUUACCCGGCUCGGAGCUAUCGUGAAAGGGAAAGAACCGAGCCGAUAGAGAAGCCCAGGCCUAAGCCAAAAGUAGAGACCGAAAGAGAUCGUCUCUUACGGCAGUGGUGUUCCAACUACUGCGAGAAACCAGAGGAUUACGUGAAGAAGAUGAACGCACUCAGCGAGGCGGAUGCCCCCGCCGAGUCAUGGGUGCGAUCCUCGCCAGCUGAUCCUUACUACGAGCGCACUAAUAAUGAGAACGAGGUCAAAGGACGAGUACGGCUGCAAAAGCUUUGCAAUCUGUUUGACGAGGAGCUGCUGCAAAGGGCGGAUCGGGUGCGUCAAAAGCUUCCUGUCUACGUUCCGCCUCCGAGGAAAGCGCGCAGACGUGUUUGCAAGCACAAGCACAAGUCGGAGGCCUGCUCCUCGUCCUCUUCCUCUGAUGAGGACUCCGACGAAGACGCCUUCAAGAUCGAGCAGGACUGCUGCAUGGAGGAGUUGUCCCGCAAGGUGCAGCACCCGCAACGAGUGCAUGCGGAUCUUUGGCACAACGACGCUGGCGAGAUGAAUGACGGACCUCUUUGUCGCUGCUCGGCCAAGUCCCGGCGCAUUGGCAUCCGACACGGUAUCUACCCGGGCGAGACUGGCUACAAGGUGUGCGACCCGAACAGCAACAACGCGGGAAAGUUGUUCCACUACAGGAUUAGCAUCUCACCGCCCACAAACUUUCUGACCAAGACACCCACCAUAAUAAAACAUGAUGAGCAUGAGUUCCUGUUCGAGGGCUUCUCUCUACUUUCGCAUGUGCGUCUUACCGACCUGCCCGUGUGCAAGGUGAUCCGCUUCAACAUCGAGUACACCAUAGAGUACGAGGAGGAGAAGAUGCCAGAGAACUUCACUAUCAACGAGCUGGAUCUUUUCUUUAAAUACCUCUUCCACGAGCUGCUAGAGUUGGUGGAUUUUAAUCUGAUGCCUAAUGUGGCCUCCGGCAGCCCCGAAAAAUCCUGUCCAGCUUUCCACUUUCUCCCGCGAUUUGUGCGCGAUCUACCAGACAAUGGAAAGGAAGUUUUAGCCAUGGUCGAAGUUCUCCGCUACUUGCUGGAUAACUCUGCCCAACUGGUGGAACGACAGCAGCUGCUGCACCUGAACCAAAUCAGUCAAACUGAGUGGCAAAACUACGUGGACUUCAUCAAAGGAAUGCUGGUCACAAAGCCAGGGCACAAGCCGUGUUCGCUACGCGUUGACCAACUCGAUAGGAACAACUCCGAUCUGCCCGAAUGUGUGGAUCGCGAAACUGGAGUCUCGCAUCCUGCAAUUGUGCAUUUCGGGAUUCGUCCGCCCCAGCUUAGCUACGCCGGAAAUCCAGAGUACCAGAAGGCUUGGCGUGAGUACGUCAAGUUCCGGCAUUUAAUGGCCAACAUGUCGAAGCCUUCGUUUAAGGAUAAGCGAAAGUUGGAGGAGAAAGAGCAACGCCUGCAGGAAAUGCGCACCCAGGGGCGCAUGAAGAGGAACAUUACGGUGGCGAUCAGCUCAGAGGGAUUCUACCGAACGGGUAUCAUGUGCGAUGUUGUGCAACAUGCUAUGCUGGUGCCCGUCCUUACUGGUCACCUCCGUUUCCACAAGUCGCUAGAUCUUUUGGAGGAGAGCAUUGGAUAUCGGUUUAAGAAUCGCUAUCUGUUGCAGUUGGCGCUAACACACCCCUCAUACAAGGAGAACUACGGCACGAAUCCGGAUCACGCCCGCAACUCGCUGACCAACUGCGGCAUUCGUCAGCCGGAAUACGGGGAUCGCAAGAUCCACUACAUGAACACCCGGAAGCGGGGAAUCAACACUUUGGUGAGCAUUAUGUCCCGCUUCGGCAAGGAUCACGAAACCGUCUCGAAUAUCACACACAACGAGCGUCUGGAGUUCCUCGGCGAUGCUGUGGUGGAGUUUCUCAGCUCCAUCCAUUUGUUUUUCAUGUUUCCGGAGCUGGAGGAAGGUGGUUUGGCCACUUACCGGGCAGCCAUUGUCCAAAAUCAGCACUUGGCCCUGUUGGCCAAGAAGCUCCAACUGGAGGAGUUUAUGCUGUACGCCCACGGAUCUGAUCUGUGCCAUGAACUGGAGUUGCGACAUGCCAUGGCCAACUGUUUUGAAGCUCUCAUGGGUGCCCUACUGCUGGAUGGAGGCAUCAAGGUGGCUGACGAGGUGUUCACAGAUGCCCUCUUCCGGCAGGAUGAAAAGCUUCUUAGCAUCUGGAAGAACCUUCCGGAACAUCCGCUACAGGAGCAAGAACCACUAGGCGAUCGCAGCUGCAUUGAGUCUUAUCGCGUGCUUAAGGAGUUGACCAAAUUCGAGGACUCUAUCGGCAUCAAGUUCAAGCAUAUUCGUCUUUUGGCCCGCGCAUUUACUGAUCGUUCUAUUGGCUUCACCCACUUGACCCUGGGAUCCAAUCAGCGUCUGGAGUUUCUUGGCGACACUGUGCUGCAGUUGAUCUGCUCUGAGUAUUUAUAUCGCCAUUUUCCCGAGCACCACGAGGGCCACUUGUCCCUGCUGCGUUCCUCGUUGGUAAAUAACCGCACGCAAGCAGUAGUAUGCGAUGAUUUGGGGAUGCCCAAAUAUGCGGUUUACGCGAACCCCAAGGCUGAUCUGAAGACCAAGGAUCGUGCCGACCUGCUUGAAGCCUUCCUGGGAGCCUUGUACGUGGACAAGGGUCUUUUGUAUUGUGAGCAAUUCUGCCACGUAUGUUUGUUCCCGCGCCUGCAACUUUUUAUUAUGAACCAGGACUGGAACGAUCCAAAGUCUAAACUGCAGCAGUGCUGCCUCACCCUGCGAACAAUGGAUGGAGGCGAGCCUGACAUCCCUUACUACAAAGUUGUGGAAGCUAGUGGUCCGACAAACACACGGGUGUAUAAAGUGGCCGUUUACUUCCGUUCAAAGCGACUGGCCACCUCUAGCGGCUCCUCUAUCCAGCAGGCAGAAAUGAACGCCGCAAAGCAAGCGUUGGAGAACUCAAGGGACUUAUUCCCGCAACUGGAUCACCAGAAGAGAGUGAUUGCCAAGAGCAUUAAGAAGCAGACGGGCAACGAGUUGGACAACGAGAUUGAUCGGCAGCACCAGGAGGAGAAAGUAAAGCGGCCGAAGUACGCAGCUCCUAUUCAGGAUGAGAGCCAUCUGCCCAAACAAUAUCGCAUGCACGAGAAUAUUUCCAGCGACGAAUUGCCAGAAGACGAUGAGUUCGAAGGCUCUGCUCCCAAAAGCCCAACUAUGGGUCUUAAAUCCAGGAGUGGCAACAGCAGCAGCAGCAGCGACAGCGAUGAUUCCAGCUCAUCUCCCAAACGCAAGCGUCGCGUGAGAAAUAAUAGCUCGGUAUCUUCGCCAACUUGCUAGGAAUAAUUGCAUUUAAAGUUUACCAAAGGUAUACCAAAAGCUUUAGGGAGAAAAAUGAAAAUAUUUAGUAACGGUAUGGCUCUAAAAGUUAUGAUGAUUUAGACAAUUCUGAGCAUAUCUGCCUACUUAUUUUAACCGUAGUUAUAUACCCUUGCAGUUAAAACUAUUAGGUGUUUGUUUUUGUUAGUCCCAUUCUAAUAAUGUCGGUAAUAAGUCAUAUAUAGUUCUCCUAGAGGUAUGGCGAAUUUCCCAUACAUCCUUUCUUUUUUUUUAUUUGACUCUAAAAGGAAUCAUCCCUGUAUGAUAAAAAAAAAACAGCCAUAUAAUUUGUAUUAGAUUUUGUAUCUUUCCUAUGGAAGCAAAAAAUAGUCUUCUGAUCCGACAUAUAUACUACAAUAACUUAACAACUUUCGAAAGUUUCAGCAAAAUACCUUAAAACCAAGAAUCUAGUUUGCAUAGGUAUAGAAAGGCAGGCAGACGUACAUGUCUAGAUCGACUCUGAUGGUGAUGCUAAUCAAGUAUAUAUAUUCUUUAUGGGGUUGUAAACUUAAAUUACAAAACCCUCUGAAAUGGUAUAAAAAUACAAAAACGAAAGAGUUAAAAUUAAGUUUUUUCAAAGCCCAAUAAUUAAAGUACCAUACGAUAAAAUAAAUGAGAACUAAGAAGAUGUGCUUGAACGAUGCAAUUGUACAGA